Aspergillus oryzae RIB40 is the source of this 489-nucleotide messenger RNA. RefSeq lists its product as uncharacterized. NCBI's taxonomy places the organism in Eukaryota, Fungi, Ascomycota, Eurotiomycetes, Eurotiales, Aspergillaceae. Bases 1 to 489 code for a protein of 162 amino acids. The transcript is spliced from 2 exons. The record is from RefSeq and is a predicted model, not a curated record.
AUGCAGCCGCAAUUUGGGCUCGUGUUGCAGACCGUCCCACGAGAACAAAUCCGACUCUACUUUGAGAGGGUACUUCGGAUGAAACCAUGUAAUCCCGUCCAUGACCGUCGGUUUCCUUUUAUCAGUUUCGGUGGAGCGGGGACGCAUUUUCCCUCUGCGGGGCAGGACUCUCGUUCUCAGAACCUUCUUCGCUUUCGUGAGACAAAUGGCGUGUCGGCGAUUCCCAGUGAUGAAGAAUGGUUUGAUAUCAAGGAUAUAGAAGGGUUCUUGAUAGAACAGGGCAUCAAAACUGAGGAGAGAUAUGAAGCCUCAGUCACCUCUUCAUCUAUUACGAACAGCAAUCCAAGUGCGAGGCCUGGAUUGUUACUCCCAAGUGGUAACCUCGUGGGUUCAGCUGACCUAACUAGCCAUAGUCCAACUGCCUCCAGUAAUGUGGUUAUGGUCCUGGACGAGGCCACCCUUAUUGAUAUUUGGGGACCACACAAAUGA